This is a messenger RNA of Macadamia integrifolia, 1057 nucleotides long. RefSeq names its product putative F-box protein At1g67623. Lineage: Eukaryota; Viridiplantae; Streptophyta; Magnoliopsida; Proteales; Proteaceae. The coding region runs from base 253 to 750 and encodes 165 amino acids. The record is from RefSeq and is a predicted model, not a curated record. The transcript has 3 exons. Gene Ontology annotation, molecular function: protein binding.
AUUCGGAACCCUGUUUGUCCUUGAGAUUGAUUCCUACGCUGAAACUAACUCAAACCCACUAGGAACUAACAUUGUUGUCCUUUUCUUCCUCCAUCACAAGGAAUUCCUUCUUCGUAGUUAGUUACUUCAGUUCAUUAUAAAUAACCCAAGCCCCCAUAGAAGAAGAUUAACAAGAAGAAGAGAAGGAAUUAAUUAAGCUUUCCAAACCCUCUCAAGUAUAUUGUUGUUGUUGUUGCUUCUGCUCUCUUUCUCAUGGGUCGUUCAGUGAUGAUGAAAAGAACUAAGAAACAGAGGCUUCCAAGGAUUGAAACUCUGCCAGAGGAGCUGCUCACAGAGGUGAUAGCUCGAGUUGGGUCCUCUGCAGUGACUGACCUCUUCAACAUGAAAAAGAGUUGCAAAGGAUUCUGCAAGGCUGGAGAAGAUGCAGAAGUGCUUCGAAGGGUCUCACUAGAGAAGUUGCCUGCGGUUCCAUGGUGGAAUUCAUGUCGUGAGUUUAUGAGGCAGUGUGAGGAGAAAGGCAACCCAGAAGCUCUAUUCAAACGUGGAAUGGUUGAAUAUUUUAGUAACAAGAAAUCAGAAUCAGGGAUCGAGUUUUUAAAGAAAGCAGCUUGUCUAGGACAUGAAGAAGCCGCAUACAUGCUAGGAUUAAUCCUCUUGUGCAUCAAUAACCGAUUAAAAUCCCAAGCUUUAGAAAUUCUGCAAAAAGUGGAGGAAGGUUCACCAUCAACAAAGAUCCAAAAAUGCCGUUAGCGAUCAAAGGAGAUAAUCCGGCAAAUGUGGACCAGUACUGGUUUUCUCCCACAACCAGAACCUAUGUGUACCAGUUUAGUCUGCAAGAGUAAGUUACUGAAUUCUGGGUGGUUGUCAAUGGAAGAUGUAGAACCUCCAAGUUGUGAAGCUUGCAAAUGGGAUAGGGAAAUUUUUUUGCUUAGAAAUGUGCUACAUGCAACAUAGACUAUUCCUGCUUAAAUGCAAGUGUGGCUGUUCUUGCUAGGAAAUGUCUUGAAUAAUACAUGUAUAUGGAUCUCUUAAUUUUGUAUGUUACAUUUUAAUGUCA